Messenger RNA from Zophobas morio, 1327 nucleotides. RefSeq names its product protein spinster homolog 1-like. Gene Ontology annotation, cellular component: membrane. Lineage: Eukaryota; Metazoa; Arthropoda; Insecta; Coleoptera; Tenebrionidae. Gene Ontology annotation, biological process: transmembrane transport. Gene Ontology annotation, molecular function: transmembrane transporter activity. The coding region runs from base 141 to 1283 and encodes 380 amino acids. The record is from RefSeq and is a predicted model, not a curated record. The transcript is spliced from 2 exons.
UGAUGCUGCAGCUCCAUGCCUGACGCUCAUAAUCCCGCCCCCGCAGCGCCGCCCCCAAACAAACGCAAGACCUCCAAAAGUACUUCGAGAUCAACGACGAAGUGAGGACUUUGCUUCGCCUGGCUUUCGUGUUGCCCUCCAUGUUCAGUUCUCCCGUUUUCGGGUACCUCACUGACAGGUUCUCCAGGAAGUACCUCGUGGCGUUGGGGGUGGGCGUGUGGAGCUUCAGCAACUUGUGUGCAUCCUUCGCCCCGAAAUUAUGGCUUUUCCUGGUGAUGGUGGCUUUGGCGGCCUUGGGUGAGGCGUGUGUCAACGUUGUCGCACCGACUCUCCUCAGCGACUUGUUCGUGGGGGAUAUGCGCUCAAGGCUGCUCUGUGUGUACUAUCUGACGCGGCCCGUGAGCAUUGGAAUCAAGUUUUUGGUGAGAACGCUAGCCCCGAUACUGUUCAGCAACUGGAUGUGGUGUCUGCGUCUCCUCGUAGUCGUGGGGGUCGUCAACAUGGUGCUGGCGCUGGUGAUGCUGCACGAGCCGGCUCGCGGGGAGCUGGACGGGAGGCAGAUGGAAGUCACCAUGUUUGACGAGGACUUGAAGUACCUUUUGAGAAAUAGGAGCUACUUGAUCACGACGCUGGCUCUAUCGGCUGUGCGUUACUGCACGGGGACGUUAGGGCUGUGGUUUUCCCCGCUCUUGUACAAGGGCUUGAAAAUUAAGUACCCUGACAUCGAACCACACUCUGUGUAUUCUUCGAACGAUCUGAUGUUUUUCCUGGGGGGCUCCCUAGGAUUACUGGUGGCCUAUCUUAUUUCACGGAACGUGAAGGAGACGUACCCCCGUGGAGACCCCAUGAUCUGCAGCAUGGGCGUACUGGCGGCGAUGCCGUUCAUCUUCCUUGCCACCGAGCUGACGUACACCGAUAAGUACGCCACCUACGGCGUCCUGUUUUUGGGAUUUUUUUUUUUGAGCAUGAUUUGGGCGAUCACGACGGAUAUCUGUUUGGGAGUUGUGGUGCCUUCGAGGAGAGGGAGCGCCAUCGGCAUAAUGCUGUUCGCCACGAAUGCUCUGGGCCACGCGUGGAGUUCUGAAAUAACGAGAUUAGUGGCUGCUGGGCUGACUCGGUACUACGACAGGAAGGAAAAGAAUCCGAGUAACGACGUUUACGCCAUCCAACACGCAGUGCUUUUGACGCUGCUGGUGGCGAUAGUGGGAGGCAUCUUGUACUUUGUGGCUUCCCUCUUCAUCGCUGAUGACCUGAAGAAGGCGAAGGGGGAUGCCGCCGAGUAAAAGUAGACUUAGGGUUAUGAAAGUGUAUUAACGGAGCAAUAAAA